Messenger RNA from Spinacia oleracea (spinach), 654 nucleotides. Its product is annotated as protein FAR1-RELATED SEQUENCE 5-like. The record is from RefSeq and is a predicted model, not a curated record. The coding region runs from base 1 to 654 and encodes 217 amino acids. The transcript has a single exon. Lineage: Eukaryota; Viridiplantae; Streptophyta; Magnoliopsida; Caryophyllales; Amaranthaceae. Gene Ontology annotation, biological process: regulation of DNA-templated transcription. Gene Ontology annotation, molecular function: zinc ion binding.
AUGGCAGUUCUGUACAAGCAGAGAGAUAUGUGGAUACCGGCGUAUGUCAAACAUAUAUUUUGGGCAGGGAUGCAGACGACUCAGCGGGUUGAAAGCAUAAAUAGUUUUUUCGACGGGUACCUGAAGAAGAACACGAGAUUCUAUCAGUUUGCUCCUAGAUAUUGCAAGGCCAUGGAGAGUAGGGCGAAUGAUGAAAGAGCUGCGGAUGUGAAUUGUAGCCGUUUUACAAGGCCUUUGGUUGGGGAGUUUGCGUAUGAGAGAAAAUGUCAUAAAGUAUAUAUGGAUGCGAAGUUUGUUGAAGUUCAGGUCCAGUGCACACGGGUAUGUUAUGUGACCCCUGUUAGUAAAAAAGACAUUUCUGAUGUAGAGGUAGAGCAUACCGUCUCCGAUAGAGUGUGGAUAUGGUCGAAGUUUUUAAAAAAGGAAAUAUCUUUGGGUGGCCCUAAGCGUACUUAUGUGGUAUUGUUCAACAAAGAAACCUUAUUUGGGAAGUGUGACUGUAAAUACUUUGAGUGCCACGGCAUUGUUUGUAGGCAUAUAAUAAAAGUGUUAGACAUGGAGAAUGUGGUAACAGUUCCUGCAUCAUACAUUAUGGAUCGAUGGAGGAAAGAUAUUCAACGUAAGCACACCCUUGUGAAAGGUAGCUUAUCAUGA